Molecule: messenger RNA, 4335 nt
Organism: Cyanidioschyzon merolae strain 10D
Lineage: Eukaryota; Rhodophyta; Bangiophyceae; Cyanidiales; Cyanidiaceae
Product: TATA-box binding protein-associated factor 2
Exons: 1
Coding region: 1-4335 (1444 amino acids)
Biological process (GO): transcription initiation at RNA polymerase II promoter
Cellular component (GO): transcription factor TFIID complex
Molecular function (GO): chromatin binding; RNA polymerase II general transcription initiation factor activity; transcription cis-regulatory region binding
Source: RefSeq, a predicted model, not a curated record
AUGGACGGUAACCGUUCCAGUCCUACACUGAGAAAAACGACAGGGAGCCGUACGCCGCAGGAAAGAGGAGCUGAGGAGCUACGAGCGCGCAAGCACCGCUCCAAAGCGUCAUCAGCUGCAGCGCCAACGCUUUUGCGCUUGCCAACGAGUCAUGGCGCCGGUGUGUUGCAGCCUACGCACGCAAACAACCCAGGGACUGAUCGGAAGGCCCAAGCCCGCGCGGAGCAUACCCGCGGUGACGCUAGUCAGGGCGGUGGUCUCGGACCUCGCCUUGAUCGCGUGCAACUGCGAGUGGACGUCGACUUUGCCGAGCGCAAACUACGCGGCCGAGCACUGCUCUAUUUCCAGGUACCGAAUGCACUGCGUCAGCCAGGGACGACAAAAUAUAAGGGAGACGCAUCCGAUACCCUAGAACUGCGCAUAAACCUCCGGUGUUGUGCGAUUCAGGCGGUAACCGUGAACGACCGCGCUGUGGAGUAUCGCUUGCAGAGUCCGCUCGACGGUACCGAGGUUAUGCAGGCUAUUGCUGAUAGAAUCUACCCUCCGCCAACAAUGGAGGAGCUGGAAAUGAUGCUCUCACGACAGGCUCGUCACGCCGCCCAUGGUGAGCUUCUGGUUUUCGUUCCAUGGUCGAUAUUGGGAGCCAGCCGAACCGCAGAGCCGCUGCCACCACCAGGGGAUCCCACUGCUGCCACGAACCCCGUGGACGUUACUGGAACAUCUCCGAAUGAUCUUUCAAAGUCGUCGUCCGAAGCACGAAGCGCAUGCAAAGAUCCACAAGCGGAGCCAGUUUCAGUGGCGGAAGCGGACGCGCUGGUGGACCGCAUACCUCGCUCAGAGACGGAGCCGCGCUCGACAACGGCACCACUGGGGACGAAAAUCGACGCGACUUGGACCAAACCGACUGUAAGCAUAGGUCUCCGUCUGCAGGUAGAGUAUACGACGCUUCCAGAGUCACCAGCGGUGCAUUUUUGCGGACAUGCUAACGGAGAGCCCCUUGACGUUUUCGAUGGCAGCGGAGCCGCUGAAGAUGCGCUGCUCUUCGACCAACGCCUGCCGGAGCAGCAGCAGCUGCUGCUGCUGCAGCAACAGCCUCUACCGAUUCUCGUGGAACACAUGUACGUGGAGUCGCACAGCGGUUUGGCGUCAACGUGGAUGCCGUGUCUGAACCCGCCGAACGCAGUGCUCGCCAACAGUGGAGUGCGCUGCGCCUAUGACCUGGAGAUAACCGUGCCAACUGGGAUGAUUGCGGUUGCCUCCGGGGAACUCAAAGGCAGCAGCCUAGAAGAGAGCACUGAGGCGGGUCGAGCAUCUCGCACACGUUUUGUUUUCCAGGUUCCGGAGCCAGUACUUGCGAGCGAUAUCGCGUUUUCUGCCGGCUUGUUUCGGGUGCUUCCCGAUCGAAUACGACCUCAGAGCGUCACCUAUUUUUGUUUACCUGGCUUUGUUCGCCAGUUAGUGAACACGGUAGACUUUUUGCCCGCGGCAAUGGAAUUCCUCGAGAACUAUUUUGGUGUGCCCUGUCCCUGCGCUUCGCUCAAGUUUGUCUUUGUGGAUGGAUUCGGCAUGCAUCUGCCGAGUGUGUAUCCCGGUGGAGGUCUCGUCGUGCUUUCCUCGAUUUUACUGUUCUCGGAUCGAGUCGUGGAUGACGUGUUUGACUCGCACCGGCGCAUGGUGACUGCGCUGGCAUCCUUCUGGAUGCGUCGCUUGCUGCGACCACUGCAUACUGCUGACCUCUGGUUGUUUGUGGGUAUCGAGGAAUACGUCGGUGCGCUCUGUCUCCGCAAGCUCUUCGGGAACACCUGGUUCCGUCUGUAUUUACGGGACGCGAUGAAGUCGCUCGUGGAAUCUCCAGGCUCGCUGCGUUGGUCGCCCGCCGAGCAGCCAGCGGCCGAGUCGCACGAGCCUUCUCGACGCUUUAGUAUGCUGCUGAUUGCGGCCAUCGAUCGCCGAGCGGAGCGCAAACUCAUCCAAGUCCAGUCGACAAGCGGAGCAUCGACAGGGCGCAAACAUCACGCAGCUCGGGUCGAUGUCGGUGAAGGUAUCCGCUCCACGCUGCACAGCUUGCUGGUGAUGCCUCCUCGCCAUCAUGCCGUCGGUUUGAAACCUUUCCUGAAGCUCCUUGAGCGACGGACUGGCGUGGAGUUGCUCGCAUUUGUUCGCCAGUACGUUGUAAGCAAUAGUAUGCCGCUUUUUCAUUGCGGCUAUCGAUACGAUCCCAAAGAGCACAAGAUCGAGGUCGCUGUGAGACAAACCAAUCAUCGUCGACAGAGCGGUGUUGUUACGGAACCGCUGGUAUUUCGCGGUACUCUGCGCUUGAGCAUACGUGAACCCGAAGAGCACUACACCAUUGAUUUAGAGAUUCAAGAAAGCGUUCACGUUUUUGACGUCUACUGCCGUACCCGCAAGGUAGGUCUCGGUGUACGUGGGCGAGCAGCUGCAGCGGCGGCAGCAGCGGCAGCAGCAGCAACCAGCGUCGAUCACCCGGAUAUUGGCGGUACCAGCAGCGCUGACGCAACAACGACAACAACGACACCCGCUGGAGAGCGACUCCCGCUGACCCAUGAUCCGAUUAUGUGGAUCCGCGUCGACCCUGACAUGGAGUGGGUCAGGGGGGUAUUCUGGCGCCAGAAUGAGCGAGCCUGGGUUCGUCAGCUUGCCGGAGAACGCGACGUAUCAAGUCAGAUGGACUGCUGUGAUGCUCUUUAUCUGCAUGCAACCGCAAUAGGUGUGCGCGGUCUCGCAGAGCACGGCCUCCUGAAUGAACAGGUUCACUAUCGUGUGCGCAGCGCUGCAGCGGCAAGUAUUGCCCGCUGGGGUGGUAGCGAAACCCGCUUUCUCGGCCUUGAAAUACUUGUAGACUUUUACGCGAAUCGGUACCUUGUUGGUGAGGACCAAGUGCUUCCUCGUUCGGAUGCCAAGGAGGAUAACCAUUUGGCGAACGUCGACGCCUCGGAUGCACUGGUAGGUAGUCAGGCAGACGCAGCGACGACAGCGGCAACUGCUCCAGGGCGGUUGCAGGAGAAGCGAGCAAGGCUCGGGCGCGAGUGGCUGCAACGACUUCCACGACCGCUGGAUUUCAGUCGAAAUCUGGCGGAAUAUUUUUUGCAAAGAGCUAUGUUGCGAGCCCUCGGGGGCAUUCGGGUCGCGCAAACUGGUGAAGGCGCUCAGCGCACGCCUACCGAUCUAUUUGCGUUGCUAGAUCACGUGCUGCGUUUUCAUAACAACGAAGCGAAUAUGUUUGACGAUGCGUAUUUUCUACGGGAUGCUUUGCUGGCUUUUGCCUCUGCGUCCAGUACCAAUGAAGGCUUGCGCACCAUGGAGGUGGCACGCUGCAUCGAACGCUUUCUGAACCGUGAUCGACUGUUCCCGAGUCAUCAGCGAGCGCUCACUGCCGGUUGUAUCGAGGCCGCAGCCGAGCUGGUCUCCAUCCAGCGGCAAUGUGUAACGUCCGACCGCUCGUCAUCCGAGGCAGUUCGUAUUCAGAACGAUUUCGAGCGUCUCGUUUGGAGUACAUUGCUUGGUCCAGUUAGAGUCGAGCUCGAUCGGUUCGAUGAGGCGCCCACUCGAUCUCGAUUCGAGCAGUACCUGGCCCGCGUCUGGUGGCUCCAUCGUCCGUUUCGAGCGGCAGUCGAGGGUCUCGUGCGAACGGCCGGUGAUCGUCCCGAAGUGGUUCGAUCGCUGCUGGUUAUUGCUGCGGUGGCACCGGAGCCGCUCUAUCCGGUGUUGGUUUUGCGAGCCAUGUGCAAGUUCGCUUCUCGAACGACAAAGCUGGCGAUUUUGCUUCGCAGCGAGCACGAAAUGGCUGCGGUGGCGGUUCGUCAAGUUCUGCGCCUCUUUGCGAGGUAUCGUCACCCGGUUGCGAGGCAGGCUGCUGUGGAAUUCUUCCGAACCAUGUGGGGCUUUGGGGAACCGGCGCCGCUGUUAACUCGUGACGAGUACGGACGUCGCUUGAAGAUGCGCUCCCUGGGUAUGCACGCGCAUGAUGCAGUGGCGGGGUCGCGUGCUAGUCUGAUGCCCCCAGAGCGUUUCGAAGCACCGUUGAUUAUUCGGGUCCCGGCUGUAACUUCCAGGGAAGCUACUGACGAAGCGCCAGCAAACUCGGACCGGGCUGGGCAAAGAUACCAUGGCUCAGCGGUAACCGCAGAUGCCGGAUCGGUGCCGGCGGGCAGCGGCGCACCCGAGCCCGUGGUCGUUGUGCGGCUGCCUCCGAUGGAGACCUCGGGAGCGUCGAGCGUCUUGCCAAACUGCGAUUUCGAGGACCAAGUGUACUUGAAUUAUGCGCGAACGAAGCUGUUCGGUGAGGAGUCUUCGACCAACGAUCAGGAGACAUAG